Messenger RNA from Conger conger (European conger), 1932 nucleotides. RefSeq names its product protein BTG2-like. Gene Ontology annotation, cellular component: nucleus; cytoplasm. The record is from RefSeq and is a predicted model, not a curated record. Gene Ontology annotation, biological process: negative regulation of mitotic cell cycle; negative regulation of cell population proliferation. Bases 249 to 761 code for a protein of 170 amino acids. NCBI's taxonomy places the organism in Eukaryota, Metazoa, Chordata, Actinopteri, Anguilliformes, Congridae. The transcript has 2 exons.
AACUGCGUCUCAUCCGCAGAAAAAGCAGCUACGACCGAUUCUUCGAGUUCUUUUGGAGUCGUCUGAACUUACUACCUUGUCGCUGUGAAACAGGAUGAUAAUUUGCUUGCGGUCUGCAACCAACAUUUUGUGUUGACGCCAAAGCGAACGUGGCUACCAUUCUACCAAGUAAUUCGCGUCUUUGCUAACUCGCUACGUUAUCUGUCGAACUCGCCCUUCUGUGACAAUUUCUGAAUGCAAUAAGGACAAUGAGCCAAAGCUACGGAACCAAAGCUGAAAUGGUACCUGAAGUAACGGCGGCAGCCAGCUUCGUGUCUAGGCUGUUGAGAACAACUGGUUUCCUCAGUGAGCAGCAACUGCAAUUUUUCUGCGACUGCCUACAACAAACAUUAUCAGAGCACUACAAUCACCACUGGUUCCCAGACAGGCCACAGAAGGGCUCGGGCUACCGUUGUAUUCGGAUAAACCAUGAAAUGGAUCCCAUCAUUAGCAAAGUUGCUGGUCGAAUUGGUUUAAGCAGCCAGCAGCUGUUUCGACUCCUACCGAGAGAGCUGACCCUCUGGGUUGACCCUUACGAAGUGUCCUAUCGCAUCGGAGAAGACGGAUCCAUCUGCGUCCUCUAUGAGGCUGAAGCACCCGCGGCCAACUCCGGAUCCAACAACGGCAGCACUUUGUAUAAUUCAACACUGAACUGCAAGAACCAUGCACUGAUGGGGCGCACAAGUCCUCCCAAAAACUACCUGAUGACUGUUUCAAGUUAGACAUAUGUGUCCCGUGUCACAUGGCACAUGCUUAGGGGGCAAUACAUACACCAGCAAAUUGGCAAGCUGCUUCCCAUACUGAUUUUAUUUCUUAACUCGGGUAAAACUUGACACAUCCCUUUUUAAAAUGAUAUUUUGUGACUAUAUUCAGCAUUUUCCCGGUAUAAAAUGCAUCGGAAUUAAAACGCUAAACAUUCAAUGUAGCUCGUAAAAUUAUUUCCCAGAAGUUUUCAUUUGGUCCAACUUGAGUAGAGAUGGUGCUUUUGACAACUAGCCCAUGCGCUCUUUGCACUGGUCAGGUUUAGUUUUCCAAGUGUCUUGACUUAAGCUGGAGGCUUAUUUAUGAAACAAUUUGGACACUAACUUUAGGGUUUCAAUUGAAUGUAAUGGUGCAAUAAUACCGGGUCUCAAGGUAAGCAGGAUGAAUGCAUUAGUGCCAUUCCAAAUGUUUUGUGAUUUCUAUAGGAACAAUGCCCUGACAAUUUUAGGAACCAUUUUGUCUUAGGAUGCACUACUUUAAAUCGGGACCAAUCAUCCCUCACUCCUUCCUAAUUGGAUUUACUACUAUUUAUACUUUGUUUGUGACUAAGUACUGCCUUUUUGUUGCUUUGAAGCAACAUCUGACAUGUUCUUCAGUUGGAAUCAUUCUCAAUAUUACUGCCAUGACUUGGGUCUUGUCGUGCAAUAGAGCCAGAGUAUUAAAAGAUCAGCCAUGUGUGCUAUUGGGAAGCUAAAUCGCUAAUAUUAAACGCAUUGUUCUCAACCCAUUGCUCCGAGCACGUUAUUCCCCUGUGGGUUAAGAUUUGGCCUUUAGUAUUGUAAUUUUGGGUACAGGGAAUGUUGUGGGUUACUGUUUUUUGACCAGCCAUGUUUCUGUGGACUUUAAAGCUUUAAGGUUCCAUUGCCUAUCAAUAAAAUGGGUUAAAAAAAUAAAGACAACUGACGUCUGUAGCCCAUGCUGGAUUGCAGGGUCUACAGCAUUCUACUGAGCUGUUGAGCAGCUGAUCUUGUUUACUGUUUGAAUAUAGACAUUGUAGCAUUUUUAAGCUGAGAAGUAUGCAUUUUAUGUACAUUUUUAAAAAGAUGGAUGUGUACAUAUAUAGAUACGUGUACAGUUUUGUACUUGACGAAGUAAUUUUACGACAAUAAAACCUUUAUGAAUUCAAGUUGA